CUGCCCUGUGCCUUCCAAGGUUGUCGCCAAGCCCCACCUCUAGCUUCCCCACAUCACGUUGACUACAAUCCGAGAAAUCCAGUAAACCGACGUGCUCUAGGACGAAUCGGCUAGGAGCUCGAAACAGACACAAUGAAUCCACGUGUAGAAGAAGUCAGCGACUCGGACAGCGAGCCGUCGGAGAUGGACAUUGACGACGUGCCUUCUCUGACGAACGCGACCAAUGUCCCCAGCACUAGCACAUCUUCAAUGCCCAAUCAGAUGCUCCAGCCCCAGAGUCCCUCGAUCAAGACGUCGACAGACCGCGAAAAGUCCAAACACUACCAAUGUCUCUACCCCGUAUACUUCGACAUAUCACGGACAAGGGCCGAAGGCCGCCGCGUAGGGAAGGAACUCGCUGUGGAAAACCCUCUCGCGCGAGAGAUGGCUGACGCUGCUGCUGAUCUCGGCCUCGCAACUGUCUUUGAGCCAGACAAGACUCAUCCUCAAGAUUGGAGCAACCCUGGCAGAGUGCGCGUAUUGCUCAAGCACGAGGGCAAGAUGAUGGACCGGGACAUAAAGAACAAGCACCAUCUCUAUAUUCUUAUUUCCCAAUAUCUUAAAGCACACCCGACACAGAAGAACACACCCUUCAGGCUGCCCAUUGCAGGCUUGCCUAUGCCAAAAGAGAUGCCUGAGCCGGCAAUACCAAAGGGCUGGAAGAUGAACAAAAUCCUACCUCUGCAUUCACCAGCGCUGACUGGAGGCGGCGUCAGCGAGAAUUUUCUGCAAGAUAUGAUGGCAGAAAUGACGGGCGAGACGCCCGGUAGCGGGGCAAGCAGCGGGGCAGAAACCAAGAAGAAGAUCAAAGACAAGAAGAAGAAGUGAAGGACCAACAACGACGAACCUGAUAUACCCUUGUCGGAUCCGUAUCGUGAUCAAUGGCCCGGUAGUUAUUUUACGACUCCAUGCCACAAUAAUGCAGCGUUGUAACUGCCAAUGUCUUGUCAAAGCUUACUUCGGCACCUGCUUCAAUUUCUCUUGUUGCAGAAGGUGAACUCUCGCCAAACCUGGCAUGGAAAGACAGAAAACAUGAAAAAAAGCAUACAAC
Molecule: messenger RNA, 1090 nt
Organism: Pyrenophora tritici-repentis Pt-1C-BFP
Lineage: Eukaryota; Fungi; Ascomycota; Dothideomycetes; Pleosporales; Pleosporaceae
Source: RefSeq, a predicted model, not a curated record